CCACACCCCCACCCUGGGCCGCGUGGCAAAGAGACCUGUGGGAGGACGUCAGAAGGGGGAUCAGCCCUGUGACCCCUCACCCCGGGCCUGGGCCCGCGCCCCGGACUUUCCGAGAGGGCCCUGAGAGAGUUCUGGGGGCCUCGCCGCUCAUCGCACCCCGCUUCUGCUCCCAGAAGCCGGCGAUGAGCGCGUGCGCCCUCCUGGCGGGUGGGCUCCCCGACCCCCGGCUCUGCGCCCCCGCGCGGUGGGCUCGGUCCCCGCCCGGCGUCCCCGGGGCCCCGCCCUGGCCCCAGCCCCGGCUCCGGCUCCUGCUGCUGCUGCUCCUCCUGCCGCCCUCCGCCCUCUCCGCCGUCUUCACAGUCGGGGUGCUGGGCCCCUGGGCCUGCGACCCCAUCUUCGCCCGCGCCCGCCCGGACCUGGCCGCCCGCCUGGCCGCCGCCCGCCUGAACCGCGACGCAGCCCUGGAAGACGGGCCCCGCUUCGAGGUGACGCUGCUGCCCGAGCCAUGCCGGACGCCGGGCUCCCUGGGGGCCGUGUCCUCCGCGCUGGGCCGCGUCUCGGGCCUCGUGGGGCCGGUGAACCCCGCAGCCUGCCGGCCGGCUGAGCUACUAGCCCAGGAGGCGGGGGUGGCGCUGGUGCCCUGGAGCUGCCCGGGGACGCGGGCGGGGGGCACCACAGCCCCCGCCGGGACGCCGGCGGCCGAUGCUCUGUACGCCCUGCUCCGCGCCUUCCGCUGGGCGCGCGUGGCCCUAAUCACCGCGCCCCAGGACCUGUGGGUGGAGGCGGGACGCGCGCUGUCGGCGGCGCUCAGGGCCCGGGGUCUGCCCGUGGCGCUGGUGACCACCAUGGAGCCCUCGGACCUGUCUGGGGCCCGGGAGGCCCUGAGGAGGGUCCAGGACGGGCCCAGAGUCAGAGCGGUGAUCAUGGUGAUGCACUCGGUGCUGCUGGGCGGCGAGGAGCAGCGCUGUCUGCUGCAGGCUGCGGAAGAGCUGGGCCUGGCCGAUGGCUCCCUGGUCUUCCUGCCCUUCGACACGCUCCACUACGCCUUGUCCCCGGGCCCAGAGGCCUUGGCCGUGCUCGCCAACAGCUCACAGCUGAGGAGGGCCCACGAUGCGGUGCUCAUCCUGACGCGUCACUGUCCCCCAGGGGGCAGCGUGAUGGACAACCUGCGCAGGGCCCAGGAGCACCAGGAGCUGCCCUCGGACCUAGAUCUGCAGCAGGUGUCCCCGCUCUUCGGCACCAUCUACGACGCGGUCCUCCUGCUGGCGGGGGGCGUCGCACGGGCACGGGCGGCCGCAGGGGGCGGCUGGGUGUCGGGAGACUCGGUAGCCCACCACAUCCCGGAUGCCCAGGUCCCCGGCUUCUGUGGGACCCUGGGAGGAGCCCAGGAGCCACCGUUUGUGCUGCUGGACACGGACGCGGCGGGGGACCGGCUCUUCGCCACAUACAUGCUGGACCCCACCCGGGGCUCCCUCCUCUCAGCUGGGACCCCCGUGCAUUUCCCUAGAGGGGGAGGAACACCUGGGUCCGACCCCUCAUGCUGGUUCGAGCCAGGUGUCAUCUGCAACGGAGGAGUGGAGCCCGGCCUCGUCUUUCUCGGCUUCCUCCUGGUGGUUGGGAUGGGGCUGACUGGGGCGUUCCUGGCCCAUUAUUUGAGGCAUCGGCUACUUCACAUCCAAAUGGUCUCUGGCCCCAACAAGAUCAUCCUGACUCUGGACGAUGUCACCUUUCUCCACCCGCAUGGGGGCAGCACGCGAAAGGUGGUCCAGGGAAGUCGCUCGAGUCUGGCCGCCCGCAGUACAUCAGACAUUCGCAGCGUCCCCAGCCAGCCCUUGGAUAACUCCAACAUUGGCCUCUUUGAAGGAGACUGGGUUUGGCUGAAGAAAUUCCCCGGGGACCAGCACAUAGCCAUCCGCCCAGCAACCAAGACGGCCUUCUCCAAGCUCCGGGAGCUCCGGCAUGAGAACGUGGUGCUCUACCUGGGGCUCUUCCUCGGCAGCGGGGGAGCUGGUGGCUCGGCCGCGGGGGAAGGCGUGCUGGCCGUGGUCUCAGAGCACUGCGCCCGGGGCUCCCUCCACGACCUCCUCGCCCAAAGGGACAUUAAGUUGGACUGGAUGUUCAAGUCCUCCCUCCUGCUGGACCUCAUCAAGGGAAUGAGGUAUCUGCACCAUCGAGGCGUGGCCCACGGGCGCCUGAAGUCGCGGAACUGCGUGGUGGACGGGAGGUUCGUGCUUAAGGUCACGGAUCACGGCCACGCGCGACUAAUGGAAGCUCAGAGGGUGUUACUGGAGCCUCCCAGCGCCGAGGACCAGCUAUGGACAGCCCCGGAGCUGCUUCGGGACCCGGCCCUGGAGCGCCGGGGAACGCUGCCCGGCGACGUCUUCAGCCUGGGCAUCAUCAUGCAGGAGGUCGUGUGUCGCAGCGCCCCCUAUGCCAUGCUGGAGCUCACUCCCGAGGAAGUGGUGGAGAGGGUGCGGAGCCCCCCUCCACUGUGCCGGCCCUCCGUGUCCAUGGACCAGGCACCUGUGGAGUGCAUUCAGCUGAUGAAGCAGUGUUGGGCAGAGCACCCUGAUCUUCGGCCCUCCUUGGGCCACAUCUUCGACCAGUUUAAAAGCAUCAACAAGGGUCGGAAAACCAACAUCAUUGACUCGAUGCUGAGGAUGCUGGAGCAGUACUCCAGUAACCUGGAGGACCUGAUCCGGGAGCGGACGGAGGAGCUGGAGCUGGAAAAGCAGAAGACCGACAGGCUACUCACGCAGAUGCUGCCUCCUUCUGUGGCGGAGGCCCUGAAGAUGGGGACGCCGGUGGAGCCCGAGUAUUUUGAGGAGGUGACACUGUACUUCAGUGACAUUGUGGGCUUCACCACCAUCUCAGCCAUGAGUGAGCCCAUCGAGGUGGUGGAUCUGCUCAACGAUCUCUACACACUCUUCGACGCCAUCAUUGGCUCCCACGACGUCUACAAGGUGGAGACAAUCGGGGAUGCCUACAUGGUGGCCUCGGGGCUGCCACAGCGGAACGGGCAGCGACACGCCGCGGAGAUCGCCAACAUGGCCCUGGACAUCCUCAGCGCCGUGGGCUCCUUCCGAAUGCGUCACAUGCCCGAAGUGCCCGUGCGCAUUCGCAUUGGCCUGCACUCGGGCCCGUGCGUGGCCGGCGUGGUGGGCCUCACCAUGCCACGGUACUGCCUAUUUGGGGACACGGUCAACACCGCCUCGCGCAUGGAGUCCACGGGGCUGCCUUACCGAAUCCACGUGAACAUGAGCACCGUGCGGAUUCUGCACGCUCUGGACGAGGGCUUCCAGACGGAGGUGCGCGGCCGCACGGAGCUGAAGGGCAAGGGCGCCGAAGACACGUACUGGCUGGUGGGCAGACGCGGCUUCAACAAACCCAUCCCCAAACCGCCCGACCUGCAACCGGGCGCCAGCAACCAUGGCAUCAGUCUGCAGGAGAUCCCUCUCGAUCGGCGCUGGAAGCUGGAGAAGGCAAGGCCGGGCCAGUUCUCUGGAAAGUGAGGCCCAGCUGGAGCAGGGUACUGGAAGGUCCUCUUCCUGAAAGUUGCUGCUAUAGGUGACCAAAAGUCUGGCCGACACCAGUGGCUUCUAGCCAGCUCUGCCUCAAAGGAUUCCAGGCCUUUACAGGUGCUGGCUGCAAAUCUGCUGUGUGACCUUUGGGAAAAGUCUCGUGCACUCUCUGUGCUUGGGAUCCCCCUCCAGGGCGAACUGAGGAGUGGCCUGUGUGGUUUCCAUGCUCCCCUGCUCUGACAGCUGCUUCAGCAGAGUUGGCCUGGGGAUAUGGGGCACUGGGCUCGGGGCCUCCAGCCCCAGGGUCUCUGAGCCCAUCACGAGAGGUUGGGGUGGGGAUUUUGCACUGUCCAGUGCCUCCCAAGACCCCAGGGAUGGGGUGUCUGGGAUUGGCCCCAACCCCAGAGGCAGUGGAGGAGACCCUUCCAGCGCAGGGCUGUCACAUGGCCUAAGGAUGAGCCUCUGUCUAGCUUCUAGUGUCGUCCGUCCCCGCCUGUCAGACACUGCUCCCAUCGUGACUUGCUCAAGUGCAGAGAAAAGCUGGCUUCAAGGCUUGGGGGAAAGGAAGGCAAAUUGGCUGCUCCAAAACUCUGCUAACCAGAACAUCCCCUGCUUAACUGGGUAUCGCUGAGCAUCCCCUCUACUUAGAUCUUUCCAGCACGCAUUAACAAUCCCUGCCUGCCCCCACCCUGCCCGUCCAGCUGAAGUUUCUUUUGUGGAACUGAUGUUCCAGAGCCUGAGCCUUGGCACGGCUGACUCGGGGUGCCCUUCCCCAUGGCUUCAGACCCUGGAAAGUUAGCCGCAACCAACUAGAGGGCUGCUUGAGGUAGUGAGCGUCCAGUCUCUGGAGGUCUCCAAGCAGAACCGGCAACAUCGUUGGCCAGGGAUGGAGCAGUCCGAGACAGGUUCUAGGUGUAAAGAUGAACCUGAUCCUCGGCAGGUGGAGCGUGGUUGGGAGCCAGUAGCAGCGACCUCACCUGGGAGCUUGUUAGACAUGCAGAGUCUCAGGCCCUGACCUGACUCGAAUCAGAAUCUGCAUUUUAACGAGUCCACUCCAAGCGCUCACCUGCACUCGAACAUUUGUGAAUCGUGUCACUAAGUGAUCCUGAGAAUCUCUAAGAUUUCAUUAAAAACCAGGCUAGACUCUAGCCCUGAGACUCCUUUUA
This is a messenger RNA of Canis lupus familiaris (dog), 4687 nucleotides long. It is a transcript of the gene GUCY2D, whose product is annotated as guanylate cyclase 2D, retinal. NCBI's taxonomy places the organism in Eukaryota, Metazoa, Chordata, Mammalia, Carnivora, Canidae. The record is from RefSeq and is marked provisional. Gene Ontology annotation, molecular function: protein kinase activity; ATP binding; guanylate cyclase activity. Gene Ontology annotation, biological process: receptor guanylyl cyclase signaling pathway; cGMP biosynthetic process; protein phosphorylation.